AUGUCAGAAAAGCAAAGUCCAAGAACAGAAAUGGAGACUCAUCUCCAAAAGCUUUGGGCAAAGGUAUUGAACAUUCCUCUAGAGUCCAUUGGACGAGACGAUAGCUUCCUACAAAUUGGCGGCGACUCCAUCCUGGCCAUUCAUCUCAUUAAUGCCGCCUAUGCUGAUAAUAUUAAACUCGCUGUAUCGGAUAUUUUUGACGAUCCUAGGCUCUUAGCUCUUGCUGCCAGGGCCACCAACAUCCAGAAAAAUGAUGAGAUAUUAAACAUUCCGCCAUUCAGUCUUAUUGACAAGUCAUGCAGAAAGCCACUCUUCAGCCAGGAGCUGCGGCGAAAUUACGAUUUUGCUGAGAAUCUUGUUUUCCACGAUUCUUAUCCUUGUACGAAGUUACAGGAAGGCCUAAUAGCCUUAACAGAGAAGCUUCCCGGUUCUUAUGUUGCGAAAUUUAUCUAUCGUCUCCAUCCCAAUGUCGAUUUGCCUAGAUUUCGCGGUGCAUUCGAAGAGACGGUGAGGAUGUGUCCGAAUUUACGUACCAGAUGCGUUGUUGCCGGAAGAGCAAUGGUCCAAGUUGUCAUUGAGAAUGAUAUUGCUUGGGAGGAGCUACAAUCCCAGGGAUUGAAGGAUUUCAUGCAGUCAAUGAACUCGCUUACCAUGGGCUACGGUUCACGACUAAACCGCUAUGCUAUUGUUGAAGACAACGGCGCGGUCUACUUUGCUUGGGCUUUACACCAUUCUAUCUUUGACGGUUGGACAAUGCGAAUCAUGAUGAAUGUAUUGACUUCGCUUUAUGAAGGCCGUAUACCUCCGAACUUGAUGCCCUAUAAUCGAUUUGUGGAAUAUGUCACAAAUGUCGACUGUGAAGCAGCAAGCAACUACUGGAGAACACAACUGCAGGGCGCUAAUCGAGCCAUUUUCCCGCCAUUUUCCACCUCAAAUAGCGGCUUUAGCUCCAGUCAAACGUUCACAAGACCGGUAGAACUCAAUACGGCUUCCAUAUCGGUUACCAAAGCUACGAUAGUGCGGGCUGCGUGGGCUCUACUUCUCGCACGAUAUUGUGAUACGGACGAUGUUUGUUUUGGGGCUACCACCUCUGGGCGACAAGCUUCAAUCCAUGGACUAUCAGAAAUGCCUGGGCCUACAAUCGCCACGGUGCCUAUUCGUGUUCAACUAAACAAACAACAAACUAUAAGAGAAUAUCUUCAAAGAAUACAAACCCAGGCUGCAGAAAUGGUUCCGUUUGAACAACUGGGGCUGCAAGAAAUUUCGAAGCUUAGCCCGGAAGCUGACGAGGCUUGUAAAUUCUCGGCGCUAUUGGUCAUUCAGCCACUCCAGCAUCUAUCAGAUGACAGAGAUGCGAUUAUGGUACCAGUGGAUGAUGAUGCUCAGGCAGAUACCAUGUUGCGAGACUAUUUCAACUAUCCUCUUGUCCUACAAGGUCAUAUUGACGAUGAGCAUGCCAAUCUCGUCUUCAUCUAUGACUCAAAACUCAUCUCUGAGCAACAAAUACAGGCAAUGUCUUGCCAACUUGAACAUAUCAUAAGGCAACUAGUGUUGGAGCAAGAACUUCAACUCAACGCCUUGCCGUUAUCUUGUAGCUGGGACCUCAAAUUCUCACAACAGGUAAACGAUGAAUUGCCCGAAGUUAUCCAUUCUUGCAUCCAUACUCUUAUUGAGCACCAAGCUGAGAUUCGCGCAAACGACAAGGCCAUAUGCGCAUGGGACAAAGAGCUUACAUAUGGCCAGCUGAAUGAGACAGCCAACCGACUCGCCCACUAUCUUAUAGAAAACGGCGUGAAGCCUCAUGAUCUCGUUCUCGUUUGUUUCGAAAAAUCCGUCUGGCACAUCGUCUCCAUUUUGGCUAUUAACAAGGCCGGUGCCGCUUGGGUACCAAUUGAUCCCUCCCAUCCUCUUCAGCGCCAAAAACAGGUUGCCAGCCAAACAAAAGCGCAUCUUACAUUAGCGUCGGAAAACAAUGUCGAGACAGCCCGCCUGUUGACUUCCAAAGCCAUUGUGUUGACCCCCUCUUUGGACAUUGAUUUAAUAAGAAAGAGCUACAAUAAAGACAACCCCAAUCUUCAAAUUUCGCCUCAACACGCCGCCUACGUUUUGUUCACGUCAGGCAGCACGGGUAUGGCAAAAGGCCUAGUUAUGGAACAUGGUGCUGUGUGCACGAGUCAGAUGGCCAUCAGCAAACGCCUCGGUCUGGAUUCGAGUAUCAGGAUGCUACAAUUUGCGUCGUUUGUUUUCGACCUUUCAGUCGGCGAAAUCAUCGCGCCGUUGUUGUCUGGAGCUUGUGUUUGUGUGCCCUCUGAAGAGGCACGCUUGAAUAGACUUACGGAAUUUAUUUGUGAGGUAGGCGUUAACUGGGCAAUCUUGACGCCUUCUUUCCUCCGAACAUUGCAGCCGGCCGAUGUACCUGGUCUAGAAUUAUUGCUAGUCGGCGGCGAGGCUGUGCCCCGGGAUAUACUCGACUCUUGGUUUGGCAAGGUCAGGUUAGUUCUUGGCUGGGGCCCUUCGGAAACCUGUGUUUACAGUACACUGUAUGAGUGUAUAUCGGUCAAUGACUCUCCAUCAACGAUUGGAAAGCCAGUUGGUGCGAGUUGUUGGAUUGUGGAUCCCGAAGAUCAUAGUAGCCUUGCACCUGUUGGCACGAUUGGCGAAAUCCUCAUUCAAGGCCCUACCCUAUUGAGAGAGUACUUGGCUGAUCCAGAUCGUACCAAUGCUGCCAUUGUACAAUCUCCUGGAUGGUUGCCCCUUGCAGAUGAAAUACACUGGGAUAGGUGCUAUAAAUCGGGCGAUCUCGGAUACUUCAAUCUUGAUGGAACUAUCGAGUUUUCAACUCGCAAGGACACGCAGAUCAAAAUUAAUGGUCUUCGCAUCGAAGCCACAGAAGUUGAAUUCCACAUCCAGCAGCUUUUG
Messenger RNA from Trichoderma atroviride IMI 206040, 2919 nucleotides. The record is from RefSeq and is a predicted model, not a curated record. NCBI's taxonomy places the organism in Eukaryota, Fungi, Ascomycota, Sordariomycetes, Hypocreales, Hypocreaceae.